Aphidius gifuensis is the source of this 1089-nucleotide messenger RNA. RefSeq names its product hybrid signal transduction histidine kinase E-like. The record is from RefSeq and is a predicted model, not a curated record. The transcript has 6 exons. The coding region runs from base 1 to 1089 and encodes 362 amino acids. NCBI's taxonomy places the organism in Eukaryota, Metazoa, Arthropoda, Insecta, Hymenoptera, Braconidae.
AUGGAGACUGAUUCAAAUGAGAUAAAUAUGGAGAGUUCAGAUUUAAUUCCUUCCGAAUGGCAUGAAAAAUUCCUUACAUUAUUAAAAGAAGAAAAGGAGUUAGAAAUAGCUGAAAAUAAAGAAUUAUAUGGAUCUAGUGAUUUUGAAGAUAAUAAUAAUAACGACAAUGAUACCAAUGAUGAUGACGAUGAUGAUAAAGAUGAAACUGAUUAUGAUAAUACCGGUAAUAAUGAUGAUGAUACUGACUCUAUCGAUAAAUAUACAAAAAAAGAACAAGAACAGUGUGAUUUGCUAUGUAAAGAUGAGAAGAACGAAUUUCUUUCUAGCUGCUUUACAAAUUAUAAACUUCAGAGCAAUGAAAAUAAUUCGGUUGAUGAAAUACAUGAAAAAACAAAUGAUCUAAAGUACUUACUGAAUCUCUGUGGAUUUAAUUUAACAUGUUUAGAUUUAUCAUGUUAUCCUACUUCUCAAUUAAUGCCAAUAAUCAAUGCCAAUUGUCCGAAUCUUUGGAGCCUUGCAUUAGGAUUCAGAGAAAUAACAAGUCAAGAUUUUGAAAAUUGUUUUUCUAAUAUGUCGCACGUUCAAAGGCUGACGAUUGACUGGGAAUGUAAAAAUUCAACUCUACCAAUGACUUUAGCCAAGUCAUUAGAACAAAUUAGUGGAACCUUGAAAAGUUUGGAACUUUCAUGUUAUUUACAAGGAAAUGAUAUUUUCUCUCCAGAUUCACUGGCUUCGGUAUUUCCUCGGCUAAUUGCUUUGAAACGUUUAAAAAUAAAUGAACUUUUGAUUAAUAUUUGUAAUAAUAAUAGAAAAUUAAACAGUUUACAUAUAACUGGCACAAAUAUAACUGAUAUUGGUAUGAGUGCAAUUAAUAAUUUAAAACAAUUAUUGACAUGGCUGAAUAUAUCAGAUUGCAUCAAUAUCACUGAUAAAUCAGUACUUAAACUUGUUGAAAAUUUGCCAAAUUUAGCAGAUUUAUCUAUCAAAAAUACAAAGGUAACUCGUGAAGCUGUCGAAAAAAUAUGUGAAUCAAGAAAACAACGUAAUGAAUUGAUAGACAUACAUUAUUCUUCUAAAAAUGAUGAUUGA